CCCCGCCCCGGAAGAUAAGGCGACUCGCGGGUGCCGCAUUUCCUCUUUUGGCCGCGCUCGGUAGCAGACCAGCCGUCAUGGGCCGAGUGAUCCGUGGACAGAGAAAGGGUGCCGGCUCCGUGUUCCGCGCGCACGUGAAACACCGCAAGGGCGCCGCACGUUUGCGCGCAGUGGACUUCGCAGAGCGACACGGUUACAUCAAAGGCAUCGUGAAGGACAUUAUCCACGACCCGGGCCGCGGCGCGCCCCUCGCCAAGGUCGUCUUCCGGGAUCCCUACCGGUUUAAAAAGCGGACGGAGCUGUUCAUCGCCGCCGAGGGCAUCCACACAGGCCAGUUCGUGUACUGCGGAAAGAAGGCCCAGCUCAAUAUUGGCAAUGUUCUCCCUGUGGGAACCAUGCCUGAGGGUACGAUUGUGUGUUGCCUGGAGGAGAAGCCUGGGGACCGGGGCAAGCUGGCCCGAGCCUCCGGUAACUAUGCCACGGUCAUCUCUCACAAUCCUGAGACCAAGAAGACUCGUGUGAAGCUGCCCUCUGGCUCCAAAAAGGUCAUUUCCUCGGCCAACAGAGCUGUUGUCGGUGUGGUGGCUGGAGGUGGCAGAAUUGACAAACCUAUCUUGAAAGCUGGUCGUGCCUACCACAAGUAUAAGGCAAAGAGGAACUGCUGGCCUCGUGUACGGGGUGUGGCCAUGAAUCCUGUAGAACAUCCCUUCGGAGGAGGUAACCACCAGCAUAUUGGCAAACCCUCCACCAUCCGCCGAGAUGCUCCUGCUGGCCGCAAAGUGGGUCUCAUUGCUGCCCGCCGGACUGGGCGACUCCGUGGAACCAAGACCGUGCAGGAAAAAGAGAACUAGGCCUGAGGGGCUCAAUAAAGUUUGUCCUUUUGCUGUU
Messenger RNA from Urocitellus parryii (Arctic ground squirrel), 888 nucleotides. RefSeq names its product ribosomal protein L8 (gene Rpl8). Gene Ontology annotation, molecular function: structural constituent of ribosome; RNA binding. Gene Ontology annotation, cellular component: cytosolic large ribosomal subunit; ribosome. Lineage: Eukaryota; Metazoa; Chordata; Mammalia; Rodentia; Sciuridae. Gene Ontology annotation, biological process: cytoplasmic translation. The record is from RefSeq and is a predicted model, not a curated record.